Molecule: messenger RNA, 698 nt
Organism: Dermacentor andersoni
Lineage: Eukaryota; Metazoa; Arthropoda; Arachnida; Ixodida; Ixodidae
Gene: mRpL48
Product: mitochondrial ribosomal protein L48
Cellular component (GO): mitochondrial ribosome
Source: RefSeq, a predicted model, not a curated record
AGAAGUCGAGACAAGGCAUUAUAGGGUCUGGUGUCCGCACGUUUGCGCAUUGGUUUGCGGAGCCGGCAGUUCUGGCAGUUUCGUCAACAUGAACAGAGCUGGAGUGUCGGCCUUAUUACAGCUCACAAGUCGGGCUUUAAGAACUCAUGUUUCCAGUGUAAGGUCGAUUAUGAAGUACCACGAACCAGAAUACCUUCAGUAUUUGAAACCGCCGCUACCAGUGCACGAAGGGCUUAUUAACGUCCAGCUGAAAGGUUACGACUUCACCGUGCUCGAGAACAAUGCCAGAAAAGUGGCUAAAAUAGCUACGAUGUUGGGCAUUCGGGUUUCAGAAUGCUGGGCUACCCCUUUGGAAUCAAUGGCGAUAUCUACGUAUACACCACAGAGCACUACAGUUGAAGACACGUUCAAGCUGAAUGUUUACGAGCGAAACAUUCAGGUGUCCGAACUGUCGGGAGUCAUGGCGCCGAUUUUCCUGGAAGCCGUCCAGCACAGUCUGGCCGAGGGCGUCCGGUUGAGUAUGCACCGUCACCUACCCGAGCACGAGGAGAUUCGCUAUGUGCCAGACCUAGAGCUGGAGGAGCUGCAGAGGCAGCUGGACGAGAUCGUCAACCCAUCCACGUCCAAGCACGUCAAGAAGCCGUUCUGAUGACUUUUGCAUAGUUAUCUUUGUAAAUAAAGUGUAGAUGCUGUGGGGA